Solanum stenotomum is the source of this 2247-nucleotide messenger RNA. RefSeq lists its product as uncharacterized. Lineage: Eukaryota; Viridiplantae; Streptophyta; Magnoliopsida; Solanales; Solanaceae. The coding region runs from base 1 to 2247 and encodes 748 amino acids. The transcript is spliced from 6 exons. The record is from RefSeq and is a predicted model, not a curated record.
AUGGUUAAUGAUAAAUGGUUAGAGGUUAUGCCUCAAACUACUAUUGAGAAUUUAUCUUUUGUUGGUUCUGAUCAUAGUCCCCUGUUGAUGGAAAUGACUAAGGAUAUUGAGAGCCACAUCAAAUAUUUCAAGUUUUUACAUUUUUGGAUUUACAAUGGCAUUUUUGAAAAAAUAGUACAACAAUGCUGGGAAAAGGGUGUCAAUGGUAAUCCAAUGUGGAGACUGCAUCAGAAAAUGAAGAGUGUAACAGGUACUCUUAGCAAAUGGUCUAAGAAAGAGUAUGGCGAUAUCUUUAAUAAGGUUAAGGAAUUUGAGGAAAAUAUCAGGCACUCAGAGGAGGAACUUAUGACAAACAACAAUGAAGAUAGUAGACAGAAACUUCAUCAUAUGAAUGCAAAUUAUACUAGGCAUUUGAAAAUGGAAGAAUCUAUCCUUAAACAAAAGACUCAAUUACAAUGGUUUAAGGAUGGUGAUGUCAAUACCAAAUAUUUUCAUGCUUUGAUGAGAGGUAGAAGAAGGAAGUUAUUUUUGCAUAAGAUUUAUAAUGAUAAUGAGAAGUGGAUACAAGGUGAGGAGCAAAUAGCACAGGCAGCAUGUGAUUAUUAUCAAAACAUUUUUAAAUGCCAGAAUGAGAGAAUAGAUGACAGAAUUCUCCAGAAUAUUCCUACAGUAGUCACUCCUGAACAGAAUGAGAUGUUGCAAGCAAUUCCUAAUAUGGAGGAACUCAGACAAGUUGUGUUUGCAAUGAACCCAAACUCAGCAGCAGGCCUGAUGGUAUUGGAGAAUAUUAAUUACAGAGGUUUCUUUAUGGAAACUAGAGGACCCCAGAUUAAUCACUUAAGUUUUGCUGAUGAUGUUAUUAUUUUUGCAUCUACUGAUAGACAUUCCCUGAAGCUUAUUAUGGACAGAUUAGGGGAAUAUGAAAGUACCUCUGGCCAGCUUAUUAACAAAGCAAAGAGUCAUUAUAUGGUUCCUGAUAAUACAGCAAAAGACAUCAUCCAUACCAUUAAAGAAGUGACUAUUUUUUUCACAGAAAAAAACCCUAUUACGUAUCUAGGAUGUCCUCUUUAUAUUGGUAGACAAAGGAUUAUUUACUAUUCUCAUUUAGUGGAGAAGGUUUCCAAAAGAGUGUGUGGCUGGCAGGCAAGACUACUUAGUUUUGGGGGCAGAAUUACAUUGAUCAAACAUGCCUUGCAAUCUAUACCUAUUCAUACUAUGGCUGCCCUAUCUCCCCCCAGUACUACUAUUAAAUACAUUGAGACUAUCAUUGCUGAUUUUUACUGGGGAAGGGAUCAAAAUAGAAGGAAAUAUCACUGGGCAUCUCUUGACACAAUGAGCUUCCCAUACACAGAAGGUGGGGUAGGGAUCAUAAUACUGUCAGACAUUUGCACUUCUUUACAAUACAAACAAUGGUGGAAUUUCAGGUCUAGAGUAUCUUUAUGGAGUCAAUUUCUUAAAGCCAAAUACUGCCAAAGAGCUCAUCCAGUGGCAAAAAAGGUUAAUACAGGAGAUUCAUUGAUGUGGAGAUACAUGAUGAAACACAAGCUUCAAGUCGAGGAGAAUAUAGGCUGGAAAAUCAAAUCUGGAAGUUGUUCUUUUUGGUGGGAUGACUGGCUAGGAAUGGGUGUUCUAGCUACUUAUAAUACCUCUAUAUCAAGCCUUAACAAUGAUACCAUUGCACAUUUUUUAGUAAAUGGACAAUGGAAUGAAAGGAAACUGAGACAACAGGUACCUCCUCUUCUUAUUCCANCCAUUGCACACUUUUUAGUAAAUGGACAAUGGAAUGAAAGGAAACUAAGACAACAGGUUGUGCAGGGAGUUAGAGACAUUGCAGUUUGGAAACUCACUGAAGCUGGAGAGUUCACUUGUAAAUCAGCCUGGGAAAUGUGCAGGAAGAAGAAGGCUACUGCAGUCCUUAAUUCACAAAUUUGCAGGGAUGGGAUGAUAUUAAACACAUCUUCCUCCAAGGACAUGUUGCAGGCCAUAUCUGGAAAUAAUUUGCAGGCAGCAUGGGACUCCAGCUGUUGCUAUUCCCCCUUGGAAGAUACACAGUGUGUGCAUACUUACAGGGAGGCGAAUGGUACUGCUGAUCUAUUGGCCAAAUAUAGUCAUCAACAAGACAUUGUACAAAAUUAUUACACUCAUCAUCAAUUACCUCUACUAGUUAAAGGAAGCUAUCUAUUAGAGAAAUUGGGAGUACAAAAUUUCAGACGCAAGAAGCUUAAAAGAAUUAAACAACCACCUUGA